AUGUGCUUAUUCGAGAUAGAUUUCUUUGAUAUGGAUGCCUCAGCAGUCAGGCUACGGUUUCCCCUUGGGGUGUGCUUCUUAAGACUCCGUGGCAUUAUCAUCUACAUCACAGCUGUGCCGUCAGCUGGGGAUCAAUCUGUCCUGUUUCUCACGGUUGGUGCCAACACCCCGACCGCCUGCUGCUUCUCCUACAUCUCCUGGCAGAUCCCGUGUAAAUUCAUGGAUGACUAUUAUGAGACCAGCCGCCAGUGCUCAAAGCCCAGUGUCAUCUUCCAAACCAAAAGAGGCCAGGAGGUCUGUGCCGACCCCAAUGGGGACUGAGUCCAGGAAUACAUCACUGACCUGGAGCUGAGUGCCUGA
Messenger RNA from Lagenorhynchus albirostris (white-beaked dolphin), 360 nucleotides. Its product is annotated as C-C motif chemokine 3-like. Gene Ontology annotation, biological process: monocyte chemotaxis; chemokine-mediated signaling pathway; cellular response to interleukin-1. NCBI's taxonomy places the organism in Eukaryota, Metazoa, Chordata, Mammalia, Artiodactyla, Delphinidae. Gene Ontology annotation, molecular function: CCR chemokine receptor binding; chemokine activity. Gene Ontology annotation, cellular component: extracellular region. The record is from RefSeq and is a predicted model, not a curated record. The transcript is spliced from 4 exons.